Messenger RNA from Fukomys damarensis (Damara mole-rat), 1236 nucleotides. It is a transcript of the gene Tnni3, whose product is annotated as troponin I3, cardiac type. Lineage: Eukaryota; Metazoa; Chordata; Mammalia; Rodentia; Bathyergidae. The record is from RefSeq and is a predicted model, not a curated record. Bases 309 to 857 code for a protein of 182 amino acids. The transcript is spliced from 9 exons. Gene Ontology annotation, cellular component: troponin complex. Gene Ontology annotation, biological process: muscle contraction.
GUGUGGAGCAGCCCACACAUUUGGGUGCUGAAGCGGAACCAACAGGGUGAAAAGAUAAUGUUCUAACCCUCGUGCAGGGUUAAAACUAGCUCGAACUCCUGGGUCUGAGGGGAGGGUCCUGGAGCCCCGCCUGCUUCUCAGCCUGGAGGCGAAGGCACUGGCACUCCAGGCCAGCGGGAGGAAGGGUCCGAUCCCUGAACACCAAGUGUCCUAGUGAGGCCUGAGCAGCCCGGCGGGUGGAAACCGAAGGGCCUGAGACCUCCAAGGUCACCCCUGCGCCUCUCUCCGACCCCCAGCCCGAGUCUGCAAUGGCGGAGGAGAGCAGCUACGCGAAAAAGUCUAAGAUCUCCGCCUCCAGGAAGCUGCAACUGAAGACGCUGAUGCUGCAGAUCGCGAAGCAGGAGCUGGAGCGCGAGGCGGAGGAGCGGCGCGGAGAAAAGGGGCGCGCGCUGAGCACGAGGUGCCAGCCCCUGGAGCUGGCUGGGCUGGGCUUCGCGGAGCUGCAGGACUUGUGCCGACAGCUCCACACCCGGGUGGACAAGGUGGAUGAAGAGAGAUAUGACGUAGAGGCCAAAGUCACCAAGAACGUCACGGAGAUCGCAGACCUGACCCAGAAGAUCUUCGACCUCCGUGGCAAGUUUAAGCGGCCCACCCUGCGGAGAGUGCGGAUCUCUGCAGAUGCCAUGAUGCAGGCCCUGCUGGGAACCCGGGCCAAGGAAUCCUUGGACCUGCGGGCCCACCUCAAGCAGGUGAAGAAGGAAGACACUGAGAAGGAGAACCGGGAGGUGGGCGACUGGCGCAAGAACAUCGAUGCCCUGAGCGGCAUGGAGGGCCGGAAGAAGAAGUUUGAGGGCUGAGCUGCCCCUGCCCUCGGGGAAACCAAAGCCCUGAGAAAUAAAAGCUCUCCAUGCAGGAAGCAUCGUGUGUGUCCCUGGGACCGAGGCCUGGGGAAGAAGUCUGGGACGCAGGGCUUGGGCUGUCCCCGGUCAUCUGCAGAUGGUGCCUACAUACUAGGUUGAAAGAGGGGGAGGCAGAGAUGGGGAAACUGAGGCAGAGGCCGUAGAGAGAGGAAAGAAAACGACUGAUGUGCAGGGAGACGGGCAGACAGUGGAAAUACAGAAAUGUAUUAUCCAGAGAGGCACACAGAUGAAGGAGACCCCCAGCAGGGAGAGACCCUCCAGAAGGGCCAGGCAGCCCAGUGAGGUGACUCACACCUGUAAUCCCCUGCAGGAGGCU